Messenger RNA from Mollisia scopiformis, 1455 nucleotides. Its product is annotated as MFS transporter. Gene Ontology annotation, molecular function: transmembrane transporter activity. The transcript is spliced from 6 exons. Gene Ontology annotation, cellular component: membrane. The record is from RefSeq and is a predicted model, not a curated record. Gene Ontology annotation, biological process: transmembrane transport. NCBI's taxonomy places the organism in Eukaryota, Fungi, Ascomycota, Leotiomycetes, Helotiales, Mollisiaceae. The coding region runs from base 1 to 1455 and encodes 484 amino acids.
AUGGACAAAAAAGAUGCCGAUAACAGAAUUCAACCCAUUGACAUCGAUCGUGGAUUCAUCGUGAACACAGAUCUCGAGCGUCGAAUUCUACGAAAGUGUGACUUCAAACUUCUGCCGCCCCUCAUGGUCCUUCUCAUUGUUACGUACAUUGAUCGGACGAACAUUGCCAAUGCCAAAAUCGAAGGCAUGACGACAGAAUUGAACAUGAAGCAUAAUGACUACAACAUAUCUUUGUGGAUUCUAAACAUCCCAUAUAUUUGUCUCGCGCUGCCAAGUAACAUGCUCAUGAAGACGGGGUUCGCCAGACCAGCUAUUUACUUGUCUGGCCUGAUGUUUUGUUGGUCAUUGUGUACCAUUGGCUUGGGACUCACUAGAUCUUACAAAGGCGUACUUGUGUGUCGAUUCUUGAUGGGUUGCUUUGAGGCUGGUUUUAUCCCUGGGUGCGCAUAUCUGAUUGGCAGGUACUAUAAACGGCGAGAUUUCACAGUCAGGUAUGCACUGUUCUUCAGCGCGAUAGGCUUAGCUGGAGCAUUCGGCGGGCUUCUCGCAUACGCAAUCGGACAUAUGAAAGGAGUUGGAGGAUUCUCGAGCUGGCGGUGGAUCUUCCUCAUUGAGGGCUUCAUGACUGUUGUCGCAACCGGCAUUGGGAUUUUCUGCAUCCCUGACUACCCUGAGAAUUCGAUUUUCUUGGAAGCAGACGAGAAAGGGUAUUUGCUUGAUAUGCUCAGGAUCGAUGCCGGCCCCUCUCGGCCCGACCACUACAAUCCACUCGUUAUGAAGGAAUGUCUCUUUGAUCCAAAGAUCUGGCUUGCAAUGCUCUGUUACUUCGCUGCUGAUACAUCGGCAUCAUCAAUCGUCUCCUUCCAACCCACUAUCCUCAAAGGACUCGGCUAUUCUAGUGCGCAAGCCCAAGUCCACACGAUACCAGUCUACCUCGUCGCUUUGGUUCUCUCGUUAAUUACAUCUUAUUGCUCCGGAAAACUGCGGAAUCGAUAUGGCUUCCUGGUCCUCGGAUCCGUGCUUGGAAUUGCCGGCUGGAAAAUUGAGCUCGCGGUCCCCAUCCGUUGGAUCGGCGCUCGUUACUUCGGUCUAUUUGCCAUCACAGCUUGCGCGUACAUCCAAAUGCCAAUCCUAGUGGUAUGGCUGUCGAACAACAUGGGCGGUAAUGCCAAAGCUGCGUUUGCGACGGGAUUCAUGAUCGGGCUUGGGAACUACGGAAAUCUGAUAUCGAGUAAUGUCUUCAUCACAGAACAGACUCCUAGAUUCCAGACAGGAUUUGGUGCUGGUCUUGCUGUAACUGUUGUUGGUCUUGCAUCUUCGACGAUCAUGGAGAUUGUCAUGUUUGUGAAGAAUAGAAGGAGAGCUGCGGGGAAAGAGGACAGGAAACUUGAUGCUGCUCAUGAGAUUUUGGGAGACCUUGGAGACGACCAUCCGGAUUUUAGAUAUUUUCUCUGA